Molecule: messenger RNA, 1917 nt
Organism: Sceloporus undulatus (fence lizard)
Lineage: Eukaryota; Metazoa; Chordata; Lepidosauria; Squamata; Phrynosomatidae
Gene: HTR3A
Product: 5-hydroxytryptamine receptor 3A
Exons: 10
Coding region: 77-1648 (523 amino acids)
Biological process (GO): signal transduction; monoatomic ion transmembrane transport; chemical synaptic transmission
Cellular component (GO): postsynaptic membrane; synapse; neuron projection
Molecular function (GO): transmembrane signaling receptor activity; extracellular ligand-gated monoatomic ion channel activity; neurotransmitter receptor activity
Source: RefSeq, a predicted model, not a curated record
UGAGCCUUACACAGAUGGCACUGACAACAUUGGCACCCUGGCCUUCUCCUUUCCUCCUCCACCCCACGCUGUAGAGAUGCAACAAGGAUGUAGGCAAAGGCAGGAGCGGAGGAAAGGGUGCAAGGCACUCCCUUUGCUGCGUUCGGAAGAACUAAGGAAUUCAGCAGAUUCUUCUCCUCUCCGUCCAAAGCCACCUAUGGCUCCUUCUGCUCUGUGGAUCUCUCUCCUCCUGCUCCUGUUUGCUCCUAGGUUGCAAAGCAAAGCUCCUCCGAAAAUUGCCAGCAAAGUUGUCAACACAAGCAAGUCCGCCCUCCGCCUGCUCUCUGACUAUCUAUUCACCAACUACAAGAAGGGGGUCCGUCCCGUCCGGAACUGGAGGAAGACCACUAACGUGGCCAUCGAUGUCAUGAUCUAUGCCAUUCUAAGCGUGGAUGAAAAAAACCAGGUCCUGACAACAUAUAUCUGGUACAGACAGCAAUGGAUCGACGAGUUUCUGCAAUGGAAUCCACAGGACUUUGACAACAUCACCCAGAUGUCUGUUCCUACCGAUGCCAUCUGGGUGCCAGAUAUUCUGAUCAAUGAGUUUGUGGAUGUGGGCAAAUCCCCCGAUAUUCCCUACGUUUACAUCCUCCAUCAUGGGGAAGUCCGGAACCUCAAGCCAGUCCAAGUCGUAACUGCCUGCAGCCUGGACAUCUACAACUUCCCCUUCGAUGUCCAGAACUGCUCUUUGACCUUCACCAGCUGGCUACAUAACAUCCGAGACAUCAACAUCUCCUUGUGGCGGAGCCCAGAGGAAGUGAAACAUGACAAGAGUGUUUUCAUGAACCAAGGGGAAUGGGAACUCCUGCAUGUACUCAGCCAAUUCCGAGAAUUCAGUGUUGGGGACAGUGAUUCCUAUGCGGAGAUGAAGUUCUUUGUGGUCAUCCGGAGGCGCCCGCUCUUUUAUGCCGUCAGCCUGCUGCUGCCCAGCAUCUUCCUGAUGGUCAUGGACAUUGUGGGGUUCUACCUCCCUCCAGACAGUGGGGAGAGGGUCUCAUUCAAGAUCACCCUGCUCCUGGGCUAUUCUGUUUUCCUCAUCAUUGUCUCUGACACUCUGCCAGCCACUGCCAUCGGGACUCCGCUCAUUGGGGUCUAUUUUGUGGUAUGCAUGGCCCUGUUGGUCAUCAGCUUGACUGAGACCAUCCUCAUUGUGCGUCUGGUACACAAGCAGGACCUGCAGCCCCACGUCCCCGAGUGGGUCAAGCGCUGGGUCCUGGAGCGAGCCACCAUCUUGCUCUGCAUCCGGGAUAGGCACACCUUCUGCCCAGUCCGCACACAGAGCUCUGACAUCUCCAGGAGCAUGGAGAACAAUGACAGCACAGCCAAACUGAACCACUACAACUGCGAGAACAUCCGUGAUUAUGAAGGAGGGACAAGUGCAUCAACUCAGUCGCAGGGGGAGAAUUCGCUGGUGGUGGAAAACAUCCUCCAGGAGAUAUCAUCCAUCCGCCAGUUCCUGGAGAAGCGGGAUGAAUUCCGUGACAUUGCCCGGGAAUGGUUGCAAGUGGGCUACGUCCUGGAUGUGCUUCUCUUCCGGGCCUACCUGGUAGCCGUGUUGGCUUAUAGCCUCACAUUGGGCACCCUGUGGUCCAUCUGGCAGUAUGCCUGAGGCACGCCAGGACUUGCCCCAUAGACGGGCAGCCAGGCAGUGGCAUUCAAUGAGUCUCCUUGAGGCUUGCUGACAUGCAUUUUAAUAGCAGAGGGUCAGGAUCUGGGGUACGUUCGCUAUUGUUGUUCCCAGUCAUGCCUCACUAAUCCUGGUGACUUCCAAGUGUUUCUCAAGACUGGUCAGUGUAUAUCUAUGUAAUUACUGAGGUGCGAUACUUGCUUAGCAGAGUUGUGUAUUCCACCUUCGAUUGCCCGCCUUAGCUAUGAAUA